AUGUCGCUCGCUUGGAGAACCGACGCACAGGAGCGCGGUCUGGCCGCGUGCCUCCGCCAGCGCGACGACAACGCGCACCAGACACCGACGCGAAUCGGAGAAGGUGGCAACAUCUUGCAGCGCGGUACGGCGGUAUAUCUACGGCAGCGCGACAUCAACUCGUGUCCGCGACGGCUGACGCUGGACGAUCGCCAGUUUCUCGAUCGCGUCAUUCACGAUGCGUCGCUGAGCCACAGCUCCGACUGCGACGGCCGCCUCGCAAUCAUUGUGACGCGCCUUGGUGUCCAAAUCCCACUUGUCUACUGCACUCCCACGAAGGCGGCUCCUGUCCAGCGGCAAGAGCAACAGCAGCAAGAACAAGAGCAACGCAUUCGAGAGCGUCAAGACCGUGCGCGAGCGUAG
Molecule: messenger RNA, 402 nt
Organism: Saprolegnia diclina VS20
Lineage: Eukaryota; Oomycota; Saprolegniomycetes; Saprolegniales; Saprolegniaceae
Exons: 2
Coding region: 1-402 (133 amino acids)
Source: RefSeq, a predicted model, not a curated record